This is a messenger RNA of Diatraea saccharalis (sugarcane borer), 1368 nucleotides long. NCBI's taxonomy places the organism in Eukaryota, Metazoa, Arthropoda, Insecta, Lepidoptera, Crambidae. The record is from the annotation of a GenBank genome assembly.
CGAUUAAUCUGUAAUCGAUUACACACACCAUUAGUUUUAAACUAACAAUGUCAGUCAAAUUUCGUUUCCAGAGCCGGUUGUUUUUGUUUACUUGAAAAAAAAUAUAUUUCGUAAAAAUUACUGUGUAUAAUAUUUUUCUCGAACAGCGAAUUCUAGUUUAAUACAUAUUUGUUUAUAUAUUAAUGCAAAUAAACUUUGCAGCUUUAUCAAAGAAUUACAUAACAUGGCAGCAAGAAAUGUCUUAAUUGGUAUAUUUUAUGUUCCUCAAUCUCCACAUUAAUUAUAAAGAUACAAAAAAGUGCAGUGUACAUUUACGUUUUUCAGGUGGUGGUACAGGCUUUAUUGGUAAGAAUUUAGGGGAGCUUCUCAUAGCUAAUGGGUAUAAUGUCAUGAAUGUUGCUCGGAUGCCAGGAACCAGUAAUAUCUCAUGGUCUACUCUGGAACUGUCAGGAUUGCCAAAUCGGACCUGCGCCGUGGUUAACCUUGCUGGCCAGCAGUUUAUGGACUUCACUAAAAGUUGGACACCUGGAUUUAAACAAAAUGUUCAAAAUUCAAGAAUAUACACCACUAAAGCAUUAGCUAAAGCUAUAAAUGAAAGCAGAGAUAAGCCAAAAGUGUUUGUUCUGUUAACUGGUGUUGGUGCCUAUGAGCCAUCAGAUAGAAAUAAAUAUGAUGAAAGUAGCCCCACAACUGGAAUUGACUUUUUCUCAAGACUUACUGUGGAGUGGGAAAAGGCUGCCUCUAUAGAUCCUCCUGUUCGACUUGUAAUUAUCAGAUCUGGUGCAGUAUUAGGUCGAUGGGGUGGCAUGAUAAAGAACAUGUUCUUGCCAUUUUAUUUCGGUUUUGGAGGCCGUAUUGGUACUGGUAAACAGUACUUGCCAUGGAUUCAUAUAGACGACCUCACCAGUCUCAUCAAGUUUGCCAUAGAGAAUGACAAUAUUUCUGGAAUACUCAAUGGUGUAAGCCCUAAAGUCAUUACCAAUGAAGAGUUCACAAAGUCAUUCGCUAAGGCUUUACGACGACCAGCUGUUUUUCCUGUUCCGGAAUCGAUACUAAAUCUCUUUCUGAAUCCUGAACGUGCAAUGAUAAUGACCAAAGGACAAUAUGUCAUUCCAAAGCGUGUUCUAGAAUAUGGUUUCAAAUACAGAUAUGAAGAUAUUGAUGAUGCUUGUAGAGAAUUUGCACAUCUUUGCCCUAAAAAACACCCGCUCAAGUAAUUAAAACCAAAGUGUCUUAAGAUGUUAUUAUUUACUUAUUAAAAUUGUAGAAAUCAAAAAUAAGUUGGCUAGAAAUUUGUAAUAACUUAUUGUACAUAUGUAAUUUAUUGUUAUUAAUUGUUUAAUUGUUUAAUGUUAAUACUCAAACUUG